Dryobates pubescens (Downy woodpecker) is the source of this 1990-nucleotide messenger RNA. It is a transcript of the gene HDAC2, whose product is annotated as histone deacetylase 2. NCBI's taxonomy places the organism in Eukaryota, Metazoa, Chordata, Aves, Piciformes, Picidae. The coding region runs from base 152 to 1618 and encodes 488 amino acids. The transcript has 14 exons. The record is from RefSeq and is a predicted model, not a curated record. Gene Ontology annotation, molecular function: histone deacetylase activity.
UGGUUGGGCCCGCUCGCACUGCCCGUGGCCCGGCGUCGUGAGUUCCCGCUCUCCGGUGUCCGCCUUCUCCCGCCCCCUCCCUCCCUUCGUGCCGGCUCGCAGCUCGCCUCGAUCUCCUGCUCCCUCCCCCCGGCCCCGACUCGGUGGCCCUAUGGCGUACAGUCAGGGUGGCGGCAAGAAGAAAGUCUGCUACUAUUAUGACGGUGAUAUUGGAAACUAUUACUAUGGACAAGGGCAUCCAAUGAAACCUCACAGGAUCCGAAUGACCCACAACUUGCUGUUAAAUUAUGGCUUAUACAGAAAAAUGGAAAUUUAUCGGCCCCACAAAGCUACUGCGGAGGAAAUGACCAAGUACCAUAGUGAUGAAUACAUCAAAUUUCUCCGAUCAAUAAGGCCUGACAAUAUGUCUGAGUACAGCAAGCAAAUGCAGAGAUUUAAUGUUGGAGAAGAUUGUCCUGUAUUUGAUGGCCUGUUUGAGUUUUGUCAGCUGUCAACUGGAGGCUCUGUUGCUGGGGCAGUAAAAUUGAACAGACAACAGACAGAUAUGGCUGUUAAUUGGGCUGGAGGACUUCACCAUGCCAAGAAAUCAGAGGCAUCUGGUUUCUGUUAUGUCAAUGAUAUCGUGCUUGCCAUCCUUGAGUUACUGAAGUAUCACCAAAGAGUGUUGUAUAUCGAUAUUGAUAUCCAUCAUGGUGAUGGUGUUGAAGAAGCGUUUUAUACCACAGAUCGUGUCAUGACAGUAUCAUUCCAUAAGUAUGGUGAAUAUUUUCCAGGCACAGGGGACCUUAGGGACAUUGGUGCUGGAAAAGGCAAAUACUAUGCUGUCAACUUUCCAAUGAGAGAUGGUAUAGAUGACGAAUCUUAUGGACAGAUAUUCAAACCAAUUAUAUCCAAAGUAAUGGAGAUGUACCAGCCCAGUGCUGUGGUAUUACAGUGUGGAGCAGAUUCACUGUCUGGUGACAGGCUGGGAUGCUUUAAUCUUACUGUUAAAGGUCAUGCUAAAUGUGUGGAAGUUGUAAAGACCUUUAACUUGCCACUGCUGAUGUUGGGAGGAGGAGGAUACACGAUUCGUAAUGUUGCUCGAUGCUGGACAUAUGAAACUGCUGUUGCCUUAGAUUGUGAAAUUCCUAAUGAGUUGCCAUACAAUGACUACUUCGAGUAUUUUGGACCAGACUUCAAGCUUCAUAUUAGUCCUUCGAAUAUGACUAAUCAAAAUACACCAGAAUAUAUGGAGAAGAUCAAGCAGCGCUUAUUUGAAAACCUCCGCAUGUUGCCUCAUGCCCCUGGUGUGCAGAUGCAGGCCAUUCCUGAGGAUGCUGUUCAUGAAGACAGUGGAGAUGAGGAUGGAGAAGACCCAGACAAACGCAUUUCUAUCCGAGCCUCUGACAAGCGCAUCGCCUGUGAUGAAGAGUUUUCGGAUUCUGAAGAUGAAGGGGAAGGUGGACGACGGAAUGUUGCAGAUCAUAAGAAAGGAGCAAAGAAAGCCAGGAUAGAGGAAGACAAAAAAGAGACGGAGGACAAGAAAGCAGAUGUUAAGGAGGAGGAUAAAUCCAAGGACAGCAGUGGUGAAAAGACAGAUGCCAAAGGAGCAAAAUCAGAACAGCUCAGCAACCCUUGAACAAAGCGCAGCCUCUCCUCGAGUUGCAGACCAUAAAUGCUAGAGCUGGAGAAUACCUGGAAGAAGAGGAGGUUUUGUAUUGAGAGAGAGAGAGAGAGAGAGACUGCUGGUUUCAUUUUGUACUAUUUGGCAUGGACUGUAUUUAUUUCCAAACGGCUUUACUCUGGUUUUUGGCAAGUUGUAUUGUGAGUUUUCUUCUUUACGAGGCAGAAAUUCCUUUCUUCACCAUGCUUUAUGUAAUAGUAUUUAAAACAAACAAAAAAAAAAAUGGAUGUGAGUUUAUGUUAAAUGUCUAAACUGAUCUAUUAAAGUAAUUUGCCUUUCCUGAGCUGAUUUUACCUUUUUUGUAAUUUUAUCUUUAUUAAAAAAAAA